Messenger RNA from Chiloscyllium plagiosum (whitespotted bambooshark), 6859 nucleotides. RefSeq lists its product as uncharacterized. Gene Ontology annotation, cellular component: nucleus. Gene Ontology annotation, molecular function: ATP binding; protein serine/threonine kinase activity. The record is from RefSeq and is a predicted model, not a curated record. Gene Ontology annotation, biological process: intracellular signal transduction; positive regulation of apoptotic process; protein phosphorylation. NCBI's taxonomy places the organism in Eukaryota, Metazoa, Chordata, Chondrichthyes, Orectolobiformes, Hemiscylliidae.
UUGGGGGUGGGGGACUAAUGGGAAUUUCAAUGUCAGUUUGCGACUGCUAAAUGCGGCCAUUGUGUGCGUUCAAAAAAUACAUCAAGGAACAAAGGAAGGCGAGUGAGCAGAAAGGAUCGCGAGCGGUCACCCGUCAGGCUGUGGCCUCAGUUAUAUUUGUCUGAACGCCUGUUGGAAUCAUUUGCAGGCACUUGAAUGCCAACGAGUUUUGCUGUGUGGUUGGAAACAUUUGAAAGUCUGCGGUGCAGGCAUUAAGGCACAGACAGACAUUUCCAAGGCUGCACAGUAGAAACUCACAGGGAGUCUUCCUGGAGCAAAGGAAUAACAUAACCCCGAAGGAUUUUUGUCGUUGCUGUAGGCUGGUGAAAACUGACAUCCUUUUGACCUGAUUGGAAGGUGCUCUGCUCCUCUCGGCAGUGAAUUCGCUUCAGUUGUCACACACGGGUCGCGAUGAACACGCCGCCGAGGAAGAACUCAAGCACGUUGGUGCACUCUUUGGCCAAAGUGUUUGACUCCAAUGCCAUGCAGAACCAAGGGCCUCCAGUCAUCACGGGGCCCUCCACCAGGCUGUCGGAGAGCACUCGGGCUACCUCCGGGGAUGCUCUCAGUGUGAUGGACAUUAAACUCGAGUCGUUAAGCCAAACGGUGGAGAAACUCCUCGGCUUCCAGGAGAAGGUCGUCCAGAAGUUGGACGGCAUCACUCAAGACGUUGACAAGAUUGGACGGAAGGUGGAAAUGCUGACCGCCGACAGAGGGGAGGCUGUGGCAAAGGUUAGCAUCCCCCGUGAAGGCGAACACAAAAGUGCGAGUGUUCCCGCCGACCUUUCCGAUCUGUUGUCCAAGUUGACCCAGAGCUCCAGGGAACAGACCAAGAAGAUGGACGGAAUCGAGAGCAUGCUGGUCGGAGUACAGCAAGUCAUCAACUACAUCGGAGAGACCUUGAAAAAUUCCAGAAUCGCUGAGUUUAUUCUCAAAGGCCAAUUCGCGUCAAGGGGGAGAGGCGGUGAUCCGCAGCGACCCUUCAGAAAGGGAAUCGCCUCACAAAAGUUGGCAUUAAGAAGGAAAAGAGAGAAGGUGAAAGAUCAGCAGUCUGGUGAUGUGAAAGGAAAGCAAAAUCUAAAUAUUGAAGAAAUUAAAUCCCAACAGAAGAAAAAGCCUCCAGAUUCAACAGCAAUAUUUGAUCAGGAGGAUGGAGAUAUUUUCCGUGAUCAAAAGAUUGACAAGUUAAAUAAAGAAAAUGCGAACAACACAAGUCUCUUUGAGGAUCCGAACAAUAUCAGAAGCCAAGCAAAACACAAAAGUGUUGCAAAACUAAAAGGAAAGCCAUUUGAGAAAGACAUAGGUGUCUAUGGGCCUCAAUCUACCAGCUCGGCAGAAGGUACCUCCUCAGUUAUAGCUCCAGAGAUUACUGAAGCUAUUUUAGACAGUUAUGGUGGUAAUGAAAAUAAGGAAGACACAGCAGUAAAGGAACAAUGUGACAUUAAGCCUGGGAAGAGUUUUAGCUGUGCAGAAACCCAAACAGGGAUCAACAGACAAAAUGAUGAAAGGACAGAGAAGAACAAUGUUAUGUAUGACAAAAUUGUAGACAAUAGGUCCCUGGAAAAUGUGCGAACAAAGGAGGAUAAUGGAAAUAUUAAUAAAGAGUUAAUGAGUGAAUCAGAGUCAGAUGGAAGAAAGGAGAAUGUAAUAAAUGAAGAAAAUGAAGAAACGGAAAACAAGUGCAUAAAAGAUGAUGGAAGCAAUGAAGAGGUCAAGGGCACCAGUCUUGAAAGCACAAACUCAGAGUUUACUAUUGCUGAGAGAUCCAAAGUGAAGGACAUAGUGUCACAGGUAGAUGAACUACCUGAGGAUCAGGAAAUUGUUUGUCAUGGCAAAAAUUGCACAGUCUUGCUAAACAGAUAUGAAGAUAGCGAAAGAGAAGCUGAAGCUUUAUUAGCAGCUGCAGCAGAACCUGAGGAAGGAACAUCCCAGGAGACUGAGCCACAUGCAGUCAAAGAUCUGAGUCCCAUCAAUAAAAGAAGAGGGACUGGGGAAAGUUCACUGAAUGAUGACAACAAGAAAAGCAGAGUGGAGGAAAAAGGCUGCAGCCAGGAAGACACAACUGAACCGGCCUCAUGUCUGGGCAGUGCAACAUCCACUGCUAGCCAGAAGGAAAUUAACCAAGCAACCAAGGAGUGUCCACACAUUGUGAUUGAUGAUGGCCCUGCUCCACCUGCUCCAUUUGAACAUCGAAUUGUCUCAGCCAACAUGGCCCACAUCAGCAAUUACUAUACGAUCUACAAAUCUGAAGUCCUCGGAGGAGGACGGUUUGGACAAGUGCACAAAUGUGUAGAAAAGUCUACAGGUCUUACCUUAGCAGCCAAAAUAAUCAAAACCAGAGCAGCAAAGCAUAAGGAGGAGGUAAGGAAUGAGAUCCAAGUCAUGAAUCAGCUGAAUCACACAAACCUCAUCCAGCUGUACGAUGCUUUUGAGUCAAGGAAUGAUAUCACUCUGAUCAUGGAAUAUAUCGAUGGAGGGGAGCUAUUUGACAGGAUUAUAGACGAAAGCUACAAUUUAACAGAAAUGGACACAAUCCUGUUUGUAAAACAGAUCUGUGAAGGACUUCAAUAUAUGCACCAGAGGUAUAUCCUUCAUCUGGAUCUAAAGCCUGAGAAUAUUUUGUGUGUCAAUCGGGAAGCCAACCAAGUAAAGAUAAUCGACUUUGGAUUGGCCAGAAGAUAUAAACCAAGAGAGAAACUAAAAAUCAACUUUGGAACUCCAGAAUUCCUUGCUCCUGAGGUUGUGAAUUAUGACUUUGUUUCAUUCCCUACGGAUAUGUGGAGCCUUGGGGUGAUUACAUAUAUGCUGCUGAGUGGACUCUCUCCAUUUCUUGGGGAAGAUGACAAUGAGACCCUCAAUAACAUUCUUGUUUGUAAAUGGGACUUGGAUGAUGCAGAAUUUGAAAAUGUCUCUGAAGAUGCCAAAGAAUUCAUAUCAAAACUUCUUAUCAAAGAAAAGGGUGCAAGAAUAAGUGCCACCCAGUGCCUCAAACAGCCCUGGCUAAAUAACAUAGCAGAGAAAGCUAAACAAUGUAAGGUUCAUCUCAAGUCCCAGAUCCUUCUUCAGAAAUACAUGGUGCGACGGCUGUGGAAGAAGAACUAUUAUGCAGUAACUGCUGCAAACCGAUUGAAGAAACGCAGUUCUGGGACAUUGGCCUCCAUUGAAGUUUGAGCAUCUGGUGUUUGGAUCUAUGACCAAGUGCACUUUUCUCUGUAGGACAGUAACACACAGGACUUGUAUCACCUUCUUGCCGAAAUGCCUUCGUUUACUCUUCUACUCUAACAUAAUCUGGUUCAGGUUUAGGAAUCUAUGUUUAGGCAACAAAAUCAUGUAUGGGUGUCAUUGGGAUUUAAUUAUCUUUCUAAGAAAGGAGUGGCGUUUUGGUGUGAUUGUAGUUAUCUUAAUAAUGUUCUUGUUAUUUAUAUAAGUUUUAUGGCCAGUGUUUUUGAAGCUAAGCUACAUUUUUAUAUAUAAAGAUUAGUUAUCAUCAUUUUAAGGCAUCAUCAAAUUAAGCACAAGGAAUUCCUCAAAUUCAAAGGAUCCCUGUAUUAAGGUUUCCUCUCCUUCAGGGGACAGUACCAGGUGGUACUGUCACUAGACCAACAAGCCAGAGGUCAUUGUUUUAUAUCCUGAACAGAGCAACUGGUGAAACGUGAAAAAAAACAGGGGCAGGUCAUUCAUCCCUUCAAGUCUCCUACGCCAUUCAGUAUGACCGUAAUUGAUCAUCCAACUCAGUAGCUAUAGAGGUUAAAUUCUAUGAAUAAAUCUGAAAUAUAAAGUGAGUCUAGGUAAUAGUGACCAUUGUUGAAUAUAGUAAAAACUAAUGACCGAUAGGAGAGGAAAUCCAACCUUCCUGGCUCAGCCUUCAUGUAACUCCAAACUGAGAACAAUAUCAACCUCCCUCUGCAAUGACCUAGCAAGCAACUCAGUUUCAAGGGCACGUGGGAUGGGCAAUGGCCUUGCCAGUGAUGCUGUCAUCCCGUGAAAGAAUACAAGAUAAACAUCAGUCUGGAGAAGCUGUGAAUUGGUCGUUUCCUAAACCUUUUAUCCCCUUAAUCCUCGACAGGUCUGGAAAAACCUUAUUGUUAGAGAUACUUCUUAAAAGAUGUUUUCAAAGCCCCAGUUAGUUGAUGAAAUGGUAAUUGUGUGCCUUGGAAAGAAGCCUCUGCCUGCAGUUGACAGCAAUAGGACUGAGCCACUGCCACCCUCUUGUGGCAUUUCCUAAUUUAUCCUUUUCUACCAUUUUACUGUCUCAGUAUAUUAAAAUUUUAUGGGCUCUUGGUUUCAUUAGCAAGGAGUUGAAUAGAACCUUUGUGAAUUUUUGAAGUAAGGUUGUUUAAUGUUGCAGUGUCGCUGUUUUGCCCCAGUUUUACUGAACACUGCAUGAACAUAGGCACUCAAUUAGUCCACGGUUUUUUCUGAGAGAAAGACCCCAUUAAAGAAGUUGAGCUCCCAACAGGUCCUGCCUGUCACUUUUGGUAUUUUGAACAAAAUUUCAACAAAGAAAGACAUAUUAAGGACUGGCUGCCCAGCAAAUGCAAUUCUGGGGAAAGACUCAUAAUAUUUUUAUAUAUCAGCCCUUGGAAGUCUCAUUGGCAGUUAGAGCUGUGUCUAAAUACAUGGAAAUCUGUUUUCCCUCCCACCCCAAUGCAAAUGGGCAUUAACAAGAAAACUCUACUCUGGAGUCCAUUUACUGGAUAUCAGGAAGAUCAAGCUGUGCGCGCACCAGACACUUUUGACCUGUCUCUCUGUCCAUUUCUAAUCAAUGGGUGAAACAUUGUGUACUUUAUCUCUGCAAAAACAGUAGUUGUUCAAAUUAUACUGUUUUCAAUGAUGCCUUAAAGUAAUUUUGGUUUUUAUAAAAGACAUAGUUGUGAUACUCUGUCCUAACCUACAUAACUGCAAUUCCAUCAAAGCUGAUGUUGGAUCUGAUUUAUUUUCAUUCAUCAUUUAACAGUAGUUUUCUUUGUAGAGAUAGAAAUUGCUAAGAUAGUAACCAUGGUGCAGUCACUCCUCUUGUGAAAAUGGCAAAUAGAAGCAGGGAUUUCACCAAUGAGAGUUAUCUGAACUUAGUCAGUGAGUUUAGUUGGAUCACUGAGACAUUCACCUAACAGCAAGUUACAGAGCAGCAUUCCACCAAAAUACGUGGGGAAUAGGUUAUCACUGGGGAAUGCUAUCAAGCACAGGAGGAGUCCUCAAGGAAAACUGUAAGUGAAUGGAUGAGAAAACACAAUUAGUUUGAAGUACAUCAAGGUAGCAAAUCAUUCAAAGUACAAGAAAAAAAACUAAUGGUGUAAAACCUUAAGUAGAAGCUUGUGACCUCUGUACAAUUGUUCCAUUUAUCUGUAUUCAGUGCAAGUAACUUUCGGAUAACAUUAUUUUUAAUGUCUGGCUCUUUAAAUACUUCAGUUAGUUUAUUUUAAGCAUAUCAUAAAACCAACUUAUAUCACUUACAGUUAUCUAGAAAGUUUAAAAUCCUGUCAUCCUCACAAUAUUUUGUUCCUCUCAAUUUGCAAAAGAAAUUACAGUUCCUGUGUCAUUUUUUUUCUAAUUUAAAUUGAAGCAAGCAAAUUCAGUUGCAACAAUGUUUUCAAAGCUACUGUAACAUGAAACUUUGUUUGUGAAGAGCAAUUGGCUUGAAAUAUAAUAUUCUAACGUUCCAUUCUAAUCUCACUGUAUUUUCACUGCAGAUUGUCUGAUUAUUUUGACUUUGUUAGCCCUGUUGACUAUGAGGGUGUUAAUGGAAUGGUACAAAUAUUAUCAACUUACAUUUUCCCAUUUAUAAUUUUUUUUUGAGAUACUCAAAUCAAUAUUUAGGCCCCGAGCUGCUGAAUAACAGGACAAAGUUCAUGUGAUUGUUCAAAGCAGCCUGAAAAUAAUUAUUUUGAAUUUUAAGGCAUGCAGUACACAUUAUGUAAACUAAUGAAAAAAUGAUUGUUAUGGAUUAAACUGAUUUUUUGCACAGUUUAAUAAUAUACCAGCAGAAUUACACUCAUUUCCCUCAAAUACAUAGGAUCUAGAAUGUUUACUAAGUUAACAUUGUAGGGUGAAUAACUGCAUUCUAUUUUGUCCAUUUAUGAAACAAUUUGAUUUGAUGUGACAAUAUAAAUACAAUAGAAUUGUAUUAGUAUGCUAACGUUGAAGAAAAUUGCCAUCACAUGGAGACUUUUGACAGUGUUUGUAUUCAAUCAUAUUUCUAAUUGAAGUAAGUAAUAACAACAGAAAUGAUACAGACACUUGAAUCUGUGGAAGCAAAUGGGUUGACUUUGCACCUAAUGAGUGAAAAAGGCUUUUUUUUUUAUAAUCUUACUGUCAUGCUUACUUUCUUCCUCGCAAACCGGUAGGAGUCUGCCAAGCUUAAAUCUGAUAGAAUAUUGCAUGUUUUCCAGCCUUUUUGCUCAGAAUGCCUUCUGAAUGUGAGUCACGUUGCAUGCCUGAGUUGAGAAACCGGAGAAUGUUCUCCUCACUUGCCGUGAAGGCCAGGCUGUCAACAGAUAACUGUCAAGUGUAAAAUGUCACAUUGCAAGUGAGCACCGGGCAUACUGCUUAUAUGUCAUACUUAAAAUGCUGAUGGUGUUUCAUAAUUGGCAGCACUGACUGUGGAAUCCCUGUAGGAUGUACUGGUGUCUGGUUUCAAGACUUUAAAUGUCACUUCAACACACUGAACCCUCAUUGUAAUGCGCCCUUUAUGUCUUCAGCUUAAUGGACUAUUUGAAUGUACACCUUUCAGAGCCACAUGAGGUUUUUUUCUUGCAUGAAGGAGCCAAGUUUUUACAGCAGUAUGAUUGUUCUAAAUAAACCAUCAGGGUAAAAAAGAAAA